Pan troglodytes (chimpanzee) is the source of this 688-nucleotide messenger RNA. RefSeq lists its product as uncharacterized. NCBI's taxonomy places the organism in Eukaryota, Metazoa, Chordata, Mammalia, Primates, Hominidae. The record is from RefSeq and is a predicted model, not a curated record.
AUCACUGGGUGGAGCUGAGGAAGCAGGCCUCAGAAAGGAAGCCAGUUUUCCCCCAAAAUUAUUCCCUGAGGCUGCCUCUGGGCCUGUGGAUCCAGAUGUGUGGGGGCCUUCAGGAGUGGCAGGGGAGUGGGGCCUCCAGCGUGAAAACAGAAGCCACCGUCAGCCUCGCAUCCCCAGCUCUGCCUCCCAGGACUGGUGUUUUUGCCUCUGUUUUAAUUUCCUGCUGGGUCCUCCCUUGGACAUUGUCAGGUAUGCAGGCUGGGACAUCCCUUCUUUCCUCCUACAUUCCCCCUAGAGCCCAAGGCUCUGUCCGUGGUCCAGCCACUCCAUGGCAGGGAAGCUGUACCUCCAUAAUCAGCUGCCUGAGGGCCCCUGAUCCACCACCAGGCACCACCCUGGUGGGGCUGAGGUUAGAAGGGAAAGAAUGCCAGAACUCCAGUCCUGGAGGCAGGAGAGUGUGUGAGCCCAGCCCCGCCCUCUCAGACUCUCAGACCUUUAUUUCAUCCUCAUUUUCCUGGCUAGAGGUUCCCUGCAUCAUUUUUUUUUUUUUAAGAUGGAGUCUCACUCUAUUGCCCAGGCUGGAGUGCAGUGGUGCUAUGUCGGCUCACUGAAACCUCUGCCUCUCAGGUUCAAGCAAUUCUCCUGCCUCAGCCUCCCAAGUAGCUGGGAUUACAAGCAUGCACCACCA